Miscanthus lutarioriparius is the source of this 906-nucleotide messenger RNA. Lineage: Eukaryota; Viridiplantae; Streptophyta; Magnoliopsida; Poales; Poaceae. The record is from the annotation of a GenBank genome assembly.
AUGGUGCGAUCGAACCCGCAGGUCUCCCCCAAGGUGGCGACGCGCGGCGCCCCCGAUCAAGAUGCGCUUCGUCCCAAACACGAUGAUGCCAGCGGCGGAUGUCAUGGACGCCGGCUCCUCGGCGCCCUCGCCCUCGCACUGCUCGUCCUCGUUGGAGACGACACCCUCGCCGCGCGGGCCGCUCCCGUCUCCCUUGUCGGACUACUCGGCGUGCGCGUCCCAGCACCUGACGCCCGGCGCGGCGUGGGGGCUGGCGACGAAGCUGCCGGCGCCGCGCGUGGAGGUGCGGCAGGUGUGGCGCACAACUUCGACCAGGAGGCCAAACUCAUCGAGUCGCUCCUGCCCAGGUUCCGGUACGUGGCCGUAGACACGGAGUUCCCGGGGACGGUGUACCGGCCGGCGGGACCGGCGUACACGCUCAAGCCGGAGGAGCGGUACAAGCUGCUGAGGUCCACCGUGGACGCGCUGGACCCGAUCCAGCUCGGCCUCACGCUGUUGGACAAGGGGUGCCGCCUCCCUUCCCUCGGCCUCGGCGACGGCGCCCCGGCCACGCGCGGCGGGUACGACCUCGCGUACCUGGUGAAGAUGAUGUUCGGGCCUGGGUUUCGGAUGCCCGCGUCGGCGGCGGAGUUCGAGGUCGUCGCCAGGGCGGCGCUCCUCCGCCGUCGGAGGGUGUUCGACGUCAGGGAGAUGGCGAGGCUCUGCCCGAGAGACGACCUCCGCGGCGGGCUGGACAACGUCGCCGCGAAGCUCAACGUGGCGCGGGCCGCCGGCAAGGCGCGCCAGGCCGGCUAUGACAGUCUGCUCAGUUGCUACACGUUCGUGGAACUGAGAGAGAUAUGCUUCGACGACGAUGGCAAGCUGACGAGCGUCGACGGGAUCCUCGCCGAGAUUACGGCGUUCUAG